AGUGCUUAGCUAUUUUAAGCAUAUUAGAAUCAGGCAUUGAUUAGGCAACAUUCUACCAUUGGGUAGGUAAUUUUGUUAGUUGAAAUAAUAAAAGAUUAUAAAAAUACUGGAUAAGUGAUGGAUUAUUGGAUUGACUGCGCUACUUCAACGGCACGGCAACGGAGGAUGAGUUAAAAAACCGCUAAUAGUUAGCCUAGCCUACUAAUUAAUAGGUAUUAAUAUUAUAUGAAGUAAAUUAACUUUAGUCCAACUUAAGUACCUGGCAGUUCAGACUUAUUAUAUUACAGCACUGGUAGGAGUUAGAAUGAUCAAUAAAUUGAUUGUGGACCCUCAAAAUAUUAUUUAUUAUUAACUAUAGUAGAUACUUUGGUCAAAAAUGUAAACAUUUUUUAAAAAUAAAUCAAUGGCACAGUUGAAUAGAGCUAAUUUUAAACAGAAUUAUAACACCAAAAUCAUAUUUUUAGCUGUUGUAGUUUUAAAGUUAUGAAUUUUUAAAGUACGACUUGGUUUGUCAUUUUUUAACAUGGACUGCAUCUCCACAUUCUGUGACCUCAAUCCACUGAUCGCGUCAUGCGCAAUGACUAUAUAGUUUAUAUAAGGCAACGCAUUCCCUAUCACUAAAAUACUGUUUAGGGUCGACUUAUUUUAAACUUUCAACUUUGGCACAUGAAUAAUUAAUAAAAGCUUUCCCUGACCAAUGGUUUAAUAGCUUUUGCACACGGCAAACUCUUAUGAAUGAAACUCUGAGAUAGUACUACGACGUAGCCGUUAUGCAAGUGGCUGUGAAUGGUUGCCAAUGACAACGUGUUGCACAGGGAAAAUUCUGAUCAUUUAUAAUAUGGACUCUGCAGGGUUUUUAAAGCUCAAAUUAAAACAUUUCCAGUUUAAAUGUCUUCAAAAUGCAUUCUGAAACACAAAAUAUAAAAUAUUUUGAUGUAUAUAGUGGUAAUAAUUAAAUAUUUCCUAAGUAUCGGCAACUUCCGCCAUUAAAAAGGGGGCGUGGCCCACGCCAUGUCGAAAUUAGGCUGAGCCACCUUAUGGUGAUAUGGGUCACUGUGACAAGCGUAACAAACGUGAGACACGACCUACAUCAAUGAAACUUGGCACAGAUAUAGAUCAAUAUCUAAUGCUCAUACAGAUUUAAUCAAAAAGGACCUUAUCUUAUUAUUUCACAAAAAAUUUUGUAUGCGAAGAUGCCUUAUAUAUACCAAAGAUUUUCAAAAUAAAGGUCGAUUGAAAAAAGCAAAAUAGCUGGCUAGAAAUGUAGGCCAAGAUGUCUUCCAAAUUAUAAGGCCGGAAACGGAACUCAAAUAUAUGUGGAAAUAACUAAUUUAAUAAUAAAUAGACACACACAUCGGAAAAUUAAAAACUCUGAUUUUUCGGCGCCGACGCCCAUUUCCGAUACAAAAAAAUAGUAGUCUCCCUUGUUUCAUCGAAGUAUCUAACUAUAGUAUAGUCUAUACUACUAAUUAUAUUACUAUAGACACUAUAGUAUAACAACUAGAGACCAGGGGUGUCCAAACUAUGGCCCGCAAGGCGCUCACAUCUGACCCGCAGAGACCUUUUUGUCUAUGGAAAAAUUACGGAAAUUUACGUGUAUCCUGCCAAGGUCAGUGACUGCUUACGUGGACGUUAUGUUUUUACCGAAUUAAAAUAGAGGCGCUCAGUUCACAGUCAAUGAGAUGAUAUAAUGCCAUCUAGUGGCUGAGAUUUUGAAUGGUUUGCUGCUUGUUCCAAACUUUAUUAUUUUGAUUACGGUUUGCCAGUUGCGUUUGACUGCUGCGAUGAGCAGGUGUUGGUGUCAGUUAGCGUCUGAUUGCAAAAGAUGUUGCCAUUGUUGCAAUCUAUUUUAUUUAGUGAUACUUUUCUUCACAUAAUUACUUAUCCGACACAGAAUCACAAGAUUUACCAUAUUACACAGCAGUAAGAUGGCUAAGUUGUAAGAAAGUUCUGAGUAGAGUUUUUAAGUUAAGAAAGGAAAUCGGUGACUUCCUGGAAUGUAACGGAAGGCCACAGGCUUUACUGUCUGAUGAAGAGUGGGUAUGGAAAUUGGCAUUUGCUGCAGGCAUAACUAGUCAUUUAAAUUUUCAGAACCUAAAAAUAAAAGGAGAGGAAAAUCCAGUUUCUUAUCUAUACACCCACCUAAAGGCCUUCCAAUCCAACCUCAUCUUGUUUUUGGAACAAGUACAGGCCAACAACUUGACACACUUUCAGCAGUGCAAGGUCUUUAUGGCUGAAGCAACAGCGGAGUUCCCCACGUCAUUUGCAUGCGAGAUCAUCAAAGACCUCCAGCCGCAGUUACAGCAGCGAUUUUCUGACGAGACUGUUUCAAAACCCAUUUGAAGCAGAUGUGGCCAGUUGCCCAGAUGAACUGCAGCUGAAGGUCAUUGAGUUGCAAGCAAAUGACCUCCUUAGGGACAAGUUCAAAGAAAGACUGGUGGGGGUUUACCAGUUUUUGCCCAAGGAAGACUUUCCUAAUUUCAAAACUUUUGAAUCAAGGUACCUUUCAAUCUUUGGAACAACAUACCUGUGUGAACAAACAUUUUCAAGAAUGAAAUAUGUGAUGAGCAUGUUGAGAACACACUAGUCCGAUGAUAAUCUCAGGUCACUGUUGAUAUUAGGGACAUCAAAUCUAAAGCCUGAAAUUUCUGCUAUUUUGGCAUCCAGGAAACAAUUUCACCAUUCCCACUAAUACAGGUGUUCAUGUGUAGUGUAUCAAUGUGUUAUUAGAUAAUAACUGAAUAAAAUAAUAUUGAAUAAAUAAUUAAAAACAACAUCCAUGUUUUGAUUCUUUUUUAUUUGGAACUUUGAGUGUGUUAGUAGUCGGCCCCGAACUGCUGUUUGAUAGUUAAUGCAGCCCUCGGGCUGAAAAUUUUGGAGACUCCUGCUAUUGACUAUACUAUUAUGAUAGAAGAAGUGACAUUAUUCCAUAAUUAGUUACAUUGUUAUGCACGAAGCCAAUAAAUAUGAAUAUUUGUUGACUAUACAGAAUGUACAGAAUUUGGCAGUAUUCAUUCCAUGUCACCUAAUUAUAAAUGGGAACGCCUAGGUAUUUAUAUGUCUUUUCUUGCUCUAUUUUGCAAUUAUUUAUUGUGAGAUCUGCUACUGGGUGAUUCCCCUUCUGGAAAUCAACAACAAUUUAUUUCGUUUUUGAGACAUUCACCAACUGAAGAAAAUUUUCACUGCACCAACUGAUAAAGCUUGCAACUAAGUUGUGGUACAAGCUUUCCUCUUCAGAUAUAAAACCAACAAUGGUGGUAUCAGCAAAUUUAAUAAUUGGAACAGUAUUGACUGGUAGUGUUCUCCAUUUUUGCAAUUACUAGUGAUUCAGCCAAAGAAUGAAAUAAUUAUGUCAUACAGUACUUUCUUCUUCUAUAUCUUAAGGGCCCACGAUCAAUUUAUUGAUCAUUUUGGCUCCUAUGCAUGUAGAUGGGAUUUGCAAUGUUUCUGUUCCUGGUGUUGAUGAGGAAAUUUCCAGUGCCACUUUGUGAGGGAAUCAUGCACUAGGGGUUUGAAGGCUUGAGGCAAUAGACACAAAUGUGUCUAGUGUUGUUGCCUCAACCGUUCCUUUUGAAAGAUUGUUCCAGUCCCUGAUUGUCUUGGGAAGGAAUGAGCAGCUCCUUUACUGGCUUCUUGCUGGUGUGAACCUGAAUUGCCUGUGAUUGCAUCGUCGCUGUCUAUGGGGGAGAGGGACGAGUUUCUGUUUAAUACUGGAACAGUGGACCUGAAACAAACAAAAGAGAAUGUUUGCUUCAUUUGUCACUAGGACAACUGCUCUAAUAUUACUUUUGCCGUAUUUUGCAAGUUCAUUGUGAAAAUGCAAAGAAAACAAUAUGACGUCAAUGUCAUUACAAAACGUGGCUGUGUUUUUUAUGACCUUUAAAAAUAUUUAGACACCUACUCCCUCCUUUGAAUACCCCUAUGUUCCCAAGUCAACACCAUCCCCUUCCCCACUCAGUGUGAACAUAAUAUAAUUAUGGAUGAUGCCCAACCAAUCUUAUUCCUCGUUCCAUUCGCCGCCAAAUGUAGAAAGGAACUAAAACUAACAAAAGAAAUGGUAUUUUUUAUAUUUUUAUCGUAAAUAUCUACAACAAUAUAAUUUUUUCAACCCGGUCUCUAAAAAUCAUAGUCUUGACAGGUCUCGGCGUACAGUUGUAAAAAGAUUUCUCAAAAUAGUAUAUUUUUAAGCCAAAAUCGUAAGACUAACCAGGUCUAUAUUAUUUAUAUUAGUAUUCUUUUUUACCAAAAGAAACUAAAAUCAAUUCACACUAUUACUAUUAGCAUGAUGAUUUACCAAGGUAAUGUAAGUUAGAGAAUUAGAGGGUGUUCAACCAUGAAUUUUGCAGUACAAUUACAAGGUGCUGGAAACUCUGUUUUCACUUAUACACUUAGAGUUUUAAAAAAAUCAUGCUAAAACAACGCCACCCAUAAGUUAAUCGUAUGAUUUACAUCAGUGGCCUCACCUGGCACUCAUAUACACUUACACACCCCCUACUUAGUUAUAAGUGUUACACAUUGUCCAUCUCAUGCCCACAUGAUAUCUGGGCAUUCAGUUAGUUUAAGUUUGAGACUCUUUGUCUACAUUGCCAGUUGUUGUUGUUUUGUGUUGAUAGGCUGAGAAGACAAUAUCAGUCAUGUCCAUUUAUUCACUUCCAAUCAGUAAUGUUUCCUUUUUGUAAAAUAUUGAAAUUAUUGUGUUUAUUAAAUGAGCACUGUAAUCCACACAUCUGAAGACAUCUUUUGAUUCCACUAUGCCAUUAGAUUCCCUGUUUGACGCCCCCGACCAGAAUAAAGUCCCUCCUAAGCCUCCACUGACAUGAGUUAUCAGCUGUACAGAAACACCACACUUGGCCACACACUGCAAGAAAGUCUGGAUGAGCUCAUCCAGGUAGGAAUGUUAUUUAUUAUCAUUAUUAUUCAAGGGGUCUCAUACAGCACUGUACGACCCCAUGCUAGGGCUAGGCUCACAGCGCUUCACAUAAAAAUUAGUAAAAAGAAAGAAGAAAAAAAGAUACAUGGCAUUAAAAAACAGUUACUUUUCCUUUUAGUAAAGAAGAAAAAAAACAACAAACAGUAAAUUUAUUUGAUUGCUAUAUUUCUGUUAUUUAAAAUAGCCACACUUUAACGAGAGGUUGCCUUUGAAGUUGUUUGCAAGUUGAUUACAAUGAGCAUUUUAAAAACAGAUCUCAUAGAAGUACGCUACACAACAAAUAAUGAGAAGCUGAUUAAAUCAGCAAUAUGCCUAUUUGCUUAUGGCUGCAACUGUAGAUUUACAGUCACCCAUCAUUUAUCUUUUAAUGUCAGCUGGUGAAAUUGGACUUUGCUUGGGUAGUAUUUAUUUAUGACUGGUAUUAGUAGUAUUAGUGAAGAAGGAUAUAAAAAUUGAAAGAUAAAAAAAACUGGAAUAUGAUUAUGACUAUGAAUCUUUAAGAAGCUUUCAUCAUGGACCAUUAAAAUUGCUGUAUUUUGUCGUUAUUACCUUCUUAGAAAAUUUUAUAAACAAGUUAAUUCAGAAGACUCUAUUACUCUAUUGUUACAUUUUUUUCCUAUACAUGAACAUUUUUUCUAUCUGUGUGCAUGUUCAAAAAAAAUAUAUAAUCUCCUGUUGCAGAUGGGCCAGAUUUCUCCGCAGCUAGCUUUGAAAGUUUUGCUACAAUUUGACAAGGCCAUCAACACAGCUUUAGCUAAUAGAGUAAAAGCCAAAAUUUCAUUCAAGGUACCUUUUAUUUUUAGUCACGUUUAUUAAAGGUUUAGAAGAAGAAGAAACCAGAGUGGUUAAUUUAACUCAGCUAAAUGCAAUUAAAAUAUCCAUUAUGUAUGUGUAUGUUUACAUCAAUACACUAUCAAUACACUAUCAGAAUCAUUUUUUAUUGUUGUAUUUUUUUCCCAACUUAAUUGUCAUUUACGGUACUUACAAUUCAAUUUAUUCAUUUUAAAAAUUUGAUACGCUUUUUUUAAAAAAAAUGUAUUAAAAAAAAUGUGUUUCAUUAGUAUCAAAUGUUUAAAAUGAAUACAUUUUACUAUUUUAUUUAACACAAUCAUGACUCUCUCUCUCUCUCUAUUUGUGUCUCAGGGUAAACUCAACACAUAUCGUUUCUGCGACAACGUGUGGACAUUUGUGCUCAACCAGGUGGAAUUCCGCGAGGCCCCGGUCCAAGAGAUUGCCAAGGUUGACAAAGUAAAAAUUGUGGCAUGUGAUGGCAAGAGUAUGCAAACUUAAGGACUCGUGUGUUUCCGAUUGCAGUUUGUGAGAAUAACUUAUGGACUUGUGUGUUUCUGAUUGCAGUUUGUGAGAAUUCUGUGAUGAAUGGAAAGAAACCAACUAAAUUUGUGGUGUGCAGUAUGAUUGUAAAUUUGUGUUACUGGAAACUUGAAUAGGUUGUUUAAUUUUUUGUGCCAUCACUUUUCACUGUUAUGUAUGCUUGUCGUGCGUGUUGAUCAAGGGGAGGCUAGUAAGUCAUUUUUCAGAAUGAAAAUUCUGUGAGAUUUAAGAUGUUUGUUUUAAUUUACUUAGUUUGAUAAAGACAAAUUAGGAAUAUUGGAAACUCUUGAGAGGAAUUUUUUUUUAAUUGAAGUCAUUGCUCGUGCAUUUAAUUUUAUUUUUUUUUUUUUUUAAUUGAAUUAUUUUGACAUAUUUCACUAAUUUGUCCAGCUUUGCACUGGUGUUUUAUAAGGUUUAUCAUUACAGGACAAAUAGUUUUAAAAUUCCCAAUUUUUUUUUAAUUGAAGUUUUUGCUCGUGUAUUUAAUUUUAUUUUUUUUUUUUUUUAAUUGAAUUAUGUUGACAUAUUUCACUAAUAUGUCCAGCUUUGCACUGGUGAUUUAUAAGGUUUAUCAUUACAGGACAAAUAGUUUUAAAAUUCCCACAGGAUGUGCUAUUUUAAGUUUGGAUUUGUUUAAGAGCUUUCUAUUACUUUUUGCUUACGGAAAUGUCAUGUUUUAAAUUUAUGAAUUAAAAGAAUUGGUCACAAAAUGAUUAUUUUGAAAAUUGGGAAAUCAUAACUGGAGCAACUUAUGAAAAAUAAACGUGUCAUUAUUUUUCAAUUCGCUAAACAGCUAAAUGUAAUACUUCUAAAACAAUGUGUUAUACCCCAGUCAACAAGGCAAAAUAUAUUUUACAAUGGCAGAACAAUGCUUUGAUGCUAUAUUUUCCUAAUGAUUUGGAAACAGUUUUUAGGCACUAUGUUUUUCAACACUUUUGUGGCUCAGUAAAAUACAAUAUGGUAAUGGUACACAUAUCUUACUUAUUUAUUUGAUCCUUGCCCACUUAGCAUAAACGGUAUACAUUCUUCAAGGAUGUAACACAGAACAGAUUUGUUCUAAUCUUUUGGGAGGAAAUGAUUGUGGCUGGCAUAGUGAAGAAAAGAUUGUGGUUAGACUGUGAAGAAAUUAUUGUGGCUGCUACAUCUGGAAACAAAUUAUUGUAACUGAGGAGAAGUGAUUGGUUGAGGCUGUGAAUGUGAAGAAAUGAUUGUGGCUGGGACAGUGAACGAUUAUAUUAAAAAAAAAUUAAGGUUUUGAUUUUAGAAUCACUUGAUAACCUUUCAAAUCUCAUAUCAACUUUUUAAAAUUGUGAUUCUCAUUCACAUAUUGUUUAAACAUGUCUCAAAACUGUCAAAGUUUUACUAUAUGAGGAAUGUAGUAAAAUUAUCAUUACAAUUUGUAAUUGAAGCAAUCAAGUUUUGUUUUAGUUUUCUGUUGUCAUAUUCUUGUUGUGGUAGAGUUUGACAAUGUUAAGAUCCCCAUCAAGUUUUAACACUAGACUUGAUGUUGUUUGUUGAUGUUAUUUGUUCAUGCUAGUUAUGUUCAUCAUAGCAUGUAAGUUAGAAAAAAAAACAUUUGGUCAAGAGUUCAUUCGAUUUAAUUUUUUUAACAAAAAAAGACAAAUCAAAUUGCCCUGGGUCAUAUUUUUAAAUCCAGAAAUUUUGGUUACCGGAAAUUAGCUUAAAAGAAAUUUCGUCGAUGGAAAAUUUAUCGACAAAAGUUUAAUCGAACGUAAGUUGGGUCGAAUUUUUUUUUUUCAGUUCACACGAUCAAAUUUUCGUCAAAUUUCUUUUAGAAUGCACUAUACUAUAUUGUAAAACAAAAUAAUGUGUUCAAAAAGAAAUUUGGUGCAAAAUUAG
This is a messenger RNA of Lymnaea stagnalis (great pond snail), 8122 nucleotides long. The record is from the annotation of a GenBank genome assembly. NCBI's taxonomy places the organism in Eukaryota, Metazoa, Mollusca, Gastropoda, Lymnaeidae.